This is a messenger RNA of Dendronephthya gigantea, 3924 nucleotides long. RefSeq names its product restin homolog. The transcript has 14 exons. Gene Ontology annotation, cellular component: cytoplasm; nucleus. The coding region runs from base 182 to 3628 and encodes 1148 amino acids. Lineage: Eukaryota; Metazoa; Cnidaria; Anthozoa; Malacalcyonacea; Nephtheidae. The record is from RefSeq and is a predicted model, not a curated record. Gene Ontology annotation, molecular function: microtubule binding.
AACAACCGUGUAUUUCGCGAGCAGUGCUAUGCAGUGACUGGUGCAGGUCGUUGAUACGAAGAAAGAAGUGUAUUUAUUCACAGUUUUUCUCUUUUAUUAAACAAGCCGAGUAAAAUAUUUACAUUUCUUGCAUAUCAUUCUUGAGAUUUCUGAUAAUACAGAGGUACAAAGAACACAGGAAAUGAGCGUUGCGUACCUAACUCAGAUGGCUACAGGAAAGCAUAAUUACAAAGAUGCAAUAGAAGAACCUGUAAUAUGUAUAUUAAAUAAGCAGAGAAAACCAGGAGUAUUAAAGUUUAUUGGUGAAACAAAAUUUAGUUCAGGUGUUUGGUGUGGAAUAGCGUUACGUGAUCCUUGUGGUAAGAAUGAUGGAUCUGUGGCUGGAGUUAGGUAUUUUCAAUGUGAAGAACUUCAUGGAAUAUUUGUAAAUCCUAAAAAUGUUUUUCCUGUUAAGAAUGAAUAUGAACAGGAUUUACAUGAAAUUACAUCGAAAUCAGCUAUGACAGAAGAGCUGUCACCUCCAGCCUGGGAGGAAUACGGCGCGAGUGAUUGUUUUGAAGAUCAGUAUCGACCAAGAUCAAAAUCAGAUCUUGUAAUUAACGAAAAGAAAGCUGAUCCUGGUAUAUUUAGUAGCAGUCCAUUUAAAUGUAACAUUCGAAAUACAAAAUCAUCAUCACUUUCAAAACUGAACAAUGUAACAUAUAUAUGUCCUUCACCAGUUUUAAAGGAUAAUGAUCGAAGGAGUGUGUGUGAUGAAACACUCAAUGAUGAGAGAAAGAACGAGGACAUCGCAUUUAAAAUGCCUAACGUUUCGCACCUUCGUAGUGAUUUGUCUCCUAAAUUCGAAGUCAAGCAAUCUAUCAAGUUGGAUAGCAUAAACAGUGCUCGAUUUCCAGCACCAGCAAAUUUAGACAAAGAUAAAGACACUAACCUCAAUAAGACAUUUCUGGUACGUGCGAAGAGUCCUGGGGCAGGGAAUGAGUGUGAACAACUUUGUGAAACGUCAGGAAACGACUUGAAUGAAAAAACAGUUAAAAGUGACGACUUGCAGACAAAACCGACUCCUUCAUGCACUGAUCUGCAAAAUCUGAAUGCUUCCUCCGCAAGUAUGAAUGAAAGUGACGGUGAAAAUACAAGACCUAGAACGGGAUCUAAAUCAUCUUGGUCUUCUGUGGAAAGUCUUUCGUCUGUAGGUUCUGUCAAAUCAAACCGGGAAAGAAGUCGUUUGAAUGGGACAAAAACUCCAAGAAAAUUACCAUGUCCUACUGAAUGUUCUAAGUCAAAGUUGGUAAAAAUAUCUGGCAAUAAGAAAGAAAAACCGAAAAUAAUUGAAAGAGAAACAGAAACCACUACGCAUGAAAAACAAACUUCAAAAUCUACCAAUAAACCUGGCGUAAAUAAUGUGAUCGACAAAAAGGGUAGGACAAAAUCAACCAGUGUCGUCGCACCACGGUCUGUACUGGCUAGUGCCACUGCGACCAAGUCCACCAUGAGAUCGAAGUCAAAGAGUGUGUCAACAGAUGUUAAAGACGUUCAACUAUUGGGUAAAAGCAAAUUGAAUCCGUCUAAAUUUGCAACACCACUCUCAUCAAAAAUAUCCGCAGCACCCGCCAAACGGCUCACCAGCACACCGAUUACCAAGAGAACUGUUGGUCUCGAGAAAAAAUCCCGACUCAAUGGUACCAGUGGAAGAAGCAGAUUAAGUCCAUUAUCUGGUAGUAACUGUGUUGAUAAACAAAGUGACGUUGGAAGUACAGUGUCCUCGUUGCCGUCUCGGAAGAAUUAUCAGAAAGAAAGUGAAACAAAACAAAAUGUGAGUAAAUCAAGAAACCUGUCAACCUCAUCGGCAUCAAAUAAAUCACUUUCUGCUAAAGCAAGGACUUUGUCGGUAUCAGCAGUGUCAAAAUUAGCUGGACAUGAAUCUAUAUCCACAAAAAAUCUUUCUACACCUUCCACUAUUAAAGAAGAAAUAAAACCUCGCACGAGCAAAUUAAGAAACGUUUCAACAUCAAAGGCUGAACACCAAACGGCAUAUGUAGCUAUAGUCGGGUUAGGCGGGCAAGAGCAACUCAAAGUGUUACAACAGAGCGAAAAUGUGAAUCAUGAUCAAAGCUUUUCGUCAGUAAGAACGAGUAUUCACAAUCCACACCGUUUGAGAAGACCACUAUCAGUUAGUAGUGUGAGCGAGAAUAUUUCAACAAACAGUAAAUCAAUUCUUCAGCCACGGAAAAUAAAACCAGGCGAACAGUUGUCCGUGAAAGAGAGACAAAACUCAGAUGAAUCUGUUAAGAAGAGACCUGUUAAAGAAAAAAUCGAAAAUACAAGCACUGGGCUGAAAAGUUGUCUCAGUUCAGCUGCUACACCUGACAUAUUAAAACAAACUCCAGAAGUUACCAGGCAUUCUAUAGCAAUUCAAGUUGACACUUUGCAACACGAUGAAGAAGAGAAACUACAGAAGACGAGAGAAGAAAAAAGAAAAGAGGAUUUGUUGUUAUCAUCUUUGGUUAAAAGAAAUCGAGAGUUUGAAUCUUGUCUUGUUGCUCUACAAGUUUAUGCCCAGAAAGUUGAUGUAGAACGAGAAAGCAUAUCAGUAUUAAGAAAGAAUCUAAAGUUUACGAAAGAAAGAUAUCACUCGACUGAAAAUAUGUUGGUGAAAGAAAGCAACCAACGAGCUCGUCUUGAGGAGGAAAUGUUGUCAGCAAAAAGUGACAGCGUUGUUGAAGUUGCUUUAUUAAGAGCAGCAUAUGAACGUAAGCAAGAGAUAAUCCAGGCUAAACUGAAAGAAAGUCAUAAGAAAGAUCUAGAAAAAGUACGAAAACAACAUAUGAAGUCAAUGGAGGAUGUCAAACAUAGUUGUGACCUAAAGUUGAAAAGGAUUGAAGAAACGUAUGUGGAAGAUAUCGCUCAGAUCAAUGAAACACACAAAGAUGUAAUCGCUGAAUUGGAAUCCCAACAUUCAAAACACGUCGAUGAUCUUGUGGAAGAACGUCAUGCAGAGAUUGAAAUAAUCAAGGCUGAUUACGACGAACAAUUUGAACGAAUCCAGGAAAGUUUAUCACAAUCAGAAAAGGCUUGUAAUGAACUGGAGGAGAAAUUGAGAGUUACCGAGGACGAAGCAAAGAGAGAUAUUGAACUACGAAUUCAGGACGCAAUUGCCAAAUACAAGAGUCUUCCGGAUGAACUUGAGAGUAUGAAGUUUGUUUUGGAGAUGAAAAAUUCCGAAGUAAAAAAUUUACGAAGAUGUAAUGCUGAGCUUCAGCAUAAGAUUGACGAACUGCAACAAAUCAAGGAACGUGCAGCUUUACUGGAACGUGAAAAGGAAUCCUUGAAUUUCGUUGUUGAGAAUAAAGCUUAUUUUGAGAGACAACUUUCUUUGGAGCGAGAUAAACUGCGUUUGAGCCUGGAUCGAGAGGUUGCGACGUCAAAAAGACUUUCUUUAGAAAAAGAGGAGUUAGCGUGGCGUUUAAAUUCUUAUCAGAAUUCACCGACAUCACCAACCACGGGUACAGAUCGUUUCAACUGGAGAUUGUCUGGCUUCAAUAGUCCUGAUAGUGCUGUUUACUCGCAGAGGAUCGAGGAAUCUGAUUUUGAAUAUCAAAUUAACGACACGAAGGAAAUUGAAAAUUGAUCAAUAUAUGUCAGCAUCUUGAUCAAGCCUGGCUCUUUUGAGGAUUUUGGUGUUUUACAAAGUGUAAUGCUUUGGUUGAAGAUGAUAUUUUGUCAAUUAACGUAUUAAAAAAUAAAAUAAAAUACAUAAAUUUUAUAUCUUGAAACUUGAAAGAAGCAGUUAUAGUUCUUAUGAAGCGUAUAAUGUUUAGUAGGCUGUAAGAACUCCAUAUUCUAUUUGAAAAAAUUAAAGACUAUUCAUUCAUUUCACAUUCAAAGUAAAAUAAGUGUGCAUGUCUUCAUAUACUGGAGUUAUGA